GACAUCAUUAUAUCGACCUUUGAUCACGUCAACUUCUAUCUUGUCAAAGUGAUUCUGAUCAUAGCGUUGCCUUUUUUUGAGGACAUGUUCUCUCUCGCUCAGCCCCCGAAGGAGGUGUCUACAGAGCUGGACCACAUUGAUGUCUCUGAAGACUGCAUCACCUUUGAAACCCUCAUGCGCCUUUGCUAUCCUGUCAGUCAGCUGAAAAUAACUGACUGGACACUUCUGGAGAAAGUAUUGGAAGCAGCUAUGACAUAUCAGAUGGAGGUUGCCGCUGAUCUGCUCAAAGUUACACUCCGCGACUUCAUAACCCAGAAGCCGCUGCAGAGCUUCGCAGUGGCUUGUCGACUGCAGCUUGAAGAGGAAGCAGUAUUGGUGGCCAAGGCA
Molecule: messenger RNA, 387 nt
Organism: Phanerochaete carnosa HHB-10118-sp
Lineage: Eukaryota; Fungi; Basidiomycota; Agaricomycetes; Polyporales; Phanerochaetaceae
Exons: 1
Molecular function (GO): protein binding
Source: RefSeq, a predicted model, not a curated record